UGUGAAGUCGAUAAAUUGCCCUUUGCUCUCGUUUACUUUUGUCUAUUUUUUCUUGAGUUUUUGGAAUAAUUUUAAGUUUCAAAUAUUUAAUAUAUUAGGUUAUACACAUUUUAAUUGGUUUUUCCACUCCAUUUUUAAAUUGAAAACAUAUUUUUUCAGCAAGGUAAUGGGUAAAAACUCGGAAGUUCCUUUGACGCGCAGAAUGAGUCGCGACAAUAUAUCUCUUAAAAAGGUUUCAUCCAGUGGUAUUCACAAAAAUUCAAAGACACGCAAAAGGAAGAACAGUAGGAAAAUAAAAAAUUUGUUUGAUAAAUUGAGGAACGAGAGUUCUAAUUCAGAGUCUAGCACGAAUGUCACUGUUAUUGAAAUUACGGAUAGUAAUUUAGAAGCUCCAACUGAGCAGAACACUUCUUUAAAUCCAAUAGUCAUAGCUGAUGAUGAUAUAAAUAAUGAAACACCUCGAUCCGAUAUAAAUAUUUGUCCGCUGCAAUGUUCUACCCCAAAUGCACACUCUUCAAAGUCUCAUGCAUUAACCAACUUCAAUGAAGAUGUAGUUAACUUAACAAAGGAGAUAAACAAUGAAUCCUAUUUAACAAUAGAUCUCACUGCGGAGAGUACAUUAAAUGCUUCAAAAAGACCAGAUGCUGUGAUAGAUUUAGUAAACAAUUCUCAGGAAUCCUUCGACUCAAGUAUUUCAAUGAGUGGAGAUUCUGAUGUGACAGUUAUAAAUACUCAAAUUAGCAAAAAGAAAGUCAGCAAGCGCCAGAUGCAAAAGUUUGCUAAUGGUAUUGCACAAAUGGACUCAUCUGAAAGAGGAAAGUUGCUGGAAUUCAUUGCACAGAAGAUUUUUGGUGGUAACAUUGGUCCACAUAGUCCAAGAAUAAGUUUACAUAGCCUAAAAAAUGGAGUUAACUGUGCGACAGAAACAGCGGAAGACACUUAUAUUAAAGAAGUUAUUCUCGGCCAAGCUCCAUCCAGAAAUAGUAUAGGUAGUAAUAUAUACAACCCAGAGAGGGAUGUUAAGAAUAAAACUGGGCUUAGAAUGGUUGUGAUUGACGGCAGUAAUGUUGCUAUGCAACAUUCGAAAGGGCGAACAUUUUCUGUGAAAGGUCUCAAAAUCUGCAUUGAUUACUUUGUGAACCGAGGGCAUGUCGUCAAAGCAUUUGUGCCACAUUUUAGAUGUAAAAACGGUAAAAGCACAGAUGGUCAUAUGCUAGACCAAUUGGAGAGGUUGGGUUUGGUCGUGUACACGCCAUCAAGAGAGAUACAAGGCAGAAUGAUAACUUCGUAUGAUGACAGGUAUAUAGUACAAUGCGCGGCAGAGUUCGACGGCGUCAUUGUCUCCGGUGACAAUUACAGAGAUCUCUUGGCUGAGAAUCCAAGAUGGCGGUUUGUCAUAGAGAAUAGACUUUUGCAAUUCACAUGGGUCGGAGAUAUGAUUAUGUUCCCUAAAGAUCCUUUGGGAAGGAAUGGACCUACUCUGGAACAGUUUUUGAGACAUCCUUUCCCAAAUGAACGAAAUUAAUGUUACUGUUAAUUUUUAUUUUUUUAUAAUCUGUGUAGUUCAUAAAAAAUUGUGAUGUUCGAUGUGGAUUCUUGAGAUUUCAUAUUGUGCACGUUUAAAUGUUUUUUUUUUUUCAGAAUUCUGCGUACUCUUUAUUUUUAAGUAUUGAAAUUUUAAUUGUGUACGACUUGAAGAUAUUUUUUGAAAAGUUUACGGAUACUUUCGAAAAAAUUUAAUGCGCAGGAGAUAAUAUGAUCUCAAAGACUGACUUUACUAUUUUGAUGUAAGAUAGGUUAUAGCUUCAAAUUAUUGAAAUACGUUAAAUUUUGUAUAUAUUGUUUAAUUUAUGAUUCGUAAUGUUUGUAAGAUUGUAUCGAUGGUUUUUCCUGUCCUAUUGCUGUAAGAUUGCAAAAACCGUUAUAUUAUAAUGUAACCGGUCAUUUGUAAUCUGUCAAAUUGUGA
Messenger RNA from Zerene cesonia (dogface butterfly), 1966 nucleotides. RefSeq names its product endoribonuclease rege-1. Gene Ontology annotation, cellular component: nucleus; cytoplasmic ribonucleoprotein granule. Gene Ontology annotation, molecular function: mRNA binding; RNA endonuclease activity. The transcript is spliced from 6 exons. Bases 167 to 1525 code for a protein of 452 amino acids. The record is from RefSeq and is a predicted model, not a curated record. Lineage: Eukaryota; Metazoa; Arthropoda; Insecta; Lepidoptera; Pieridae.